Messenger RNA from Ogataea polymorpha, 2558 nucleotides. RefSeq lists its product as uncharacterized. NCBI's taxonomy places the organism in Eukaryota, Fungi, Ascomycota, Pichiomycetes, Pichiales, Pichiaceae. The record is from RefSeq and is a predicted model, not a curated record. The transcript has a single exon. The coding region runs from base 1 to 1167 and encodes 388 amino acids.
AUGUUCCCUCACGAGGUCGACUACACAGCCCUCAAUUUGCGGCUCAACCAGAUUGCAGCAGCGUACCAGUUGCCUGGCGCGCUCAAGGACUCCUCUGCGGUUCUGCAAGCAGAUUACUCGCUGGAAAGCUACAGGAGUCACAUGUUCACGUCUUCUGCAAACUUAAGCGACUCCCCCUCGUCAAUGGACUUUGCGAACCAGCCACAUCUUAUUGUCGGCCAAAACAUCAACAACAAUUUGGGAAUCCCGCUCCACUCCAUCAACAAGAUCCCCUCGUAUCAAUGGUCGCCCAAAAACGAGGACCCGGAAUACCACUCGACGAAGACAAAACACAUCCUAAGCGGCCUGGGAGCGGCCGACAGCGUUUCCUCGCUCGGAACACACACACUGGGCAUGCCGUCGCUCAACAGCCAGCUGAUUCGAUUGCCGCUUCUUAACGAGGAGCUGGACGGCACCAAAUGGUCUUUGGCCAACGGACUGCCCUACUACGACAAGGAAUUUGUCGAUAAGCACAUCAAGUACCUGAAUCAGAAAAAGGCCAAGACAAUGUCACACAGAUCGCAGUUUUCCGCACAUAUGAACGAGACAAUCGACGAUGUGGAGUAUCUGCACGGCACCGUGAUCCUCAAUCAGUUUUUGAACAACAAACGGCUGGUUCGCAACUACCAAUGGCUCAUGUACUUUGCAAACAAACAAGGAGGACGCAAACUGAGCGACAAAAUCAGCUCCUACGACAACAUAAAGUACAAGUCGGUGCGCAGCUUCCAAAAAUCGGUCGAGAAAAAGAUGGCACGCCAACAACGCGAGGAAAUGGAACGCAGAAAACGCGAGAUGGAAGGAUUGCCGCCUCUUCCACCUCAAAAUACAGUGGAUUCGGACGAGGACGAAAUAGACGAGGAAGAAGAAGGACCUAGGUUCCAGUCGCUGGACAUCCCUGUCAACCUGACCAAAGAGCUAAUCAUCGAAAAAGAACUACCGAUUGACGACAAAGAACUAAUCGACAACCAGAACAGAUUAUAUGGUAUUCAGAACUCUUAUCAAAUGCUAGAUGAGGCAAGGCAGACGGACGGUAUCAUUCACUCCCGUGUCCUGAGACUGAGACGAAAACCCAACCCGAACGCCCUGGGAUAUUCAAAUAUCCGAUGCAAGAAACCACCGUAUGUCUGAGUCCCAUACACAUCACAGCACCUUGGCGUGUUUAAUGUCGUUCCUCAGCUUGUACACCAGCAGCGUCAUGAUAAUGAGCAGAACCAGAACAGGCAUCAGAAUGAGUCUCACCGCAGACAUGAACUUGUUCAGCUUAGACUCAAAUUCCGACUCGUAGCCUGACGGGUAAGAGCCUUUGGAAUAGAAUUCCUGCAAUUGUUUUAGCUUGUCGUUGAUGCUUUCGUGAUUUUGUGACUGUCCUUGGAAGUAGCUGUUAAAGGUGACGAAUCUCUCGUCCACCAGCUCCAGCAGCUGGUUUUGUCUAGUGAUUAAUUGUCUGAGCGCUUCGUACUUUGCAUUGAGCUCCUCGGUCUGCUUGAGCAGUGUGUCGUAGCUUUUCUCCAUCUGGGUGUUGUAGACGGAGUUUUUCUCAUUCAUCAUCUUGAUUGACUUGGUCACAUCGAACAUCUGCUUUUGGAGAACCUGCGGGGCUGUCUGCUGUUCAACUAUGGUCUUUACCUCCUCUAGUUUGGCAAGAAGGUCAUAUUCAGCAGAUUCAGGCCGCAAAUGCACUGGGACACUGUUGCCAUUCUGCUGCUCUCGUGUUCUUUUGAAGUCCUCGACCACCUGUGCUUUUUGGGCCAGUCUCUUGUCCACCUCGGGGUGCUUGGCAACCAGCGUCUCAGAUGCCUCCGCUUUUAGCGACUCAAUCACCUUGUCGAAGAACUUGAACAUCAAAAUCUCAAACUGUUCGGCCUUCUUAGCAUCCUUUGAGGAUGCCGCAGUGAUACCCACACGCAUAUUUUUCAAGUAAGGAUCCAGAUUAAUGGCAUCUGUCUCGAAUAGCAGCUUGUUGUCACACGUGAUCUUGAGCUUCCUGUUCUCGUAGCCUAGUUUCAAAGUGGACGGGACCUGUGAGUCCUGGAAGCUGUAUGUGUACGCUCCAAGAUAGUCUUGUGCCAAAUUGAUCUUCCGCGAACCGUCGUUGACGUACACCCUGAAUACAGGUCCCAGGUCCUGUUCAUUGGCGUCCAGCAGAAUCUGCAGCCCAGAAUAUUGCAACGGUCCCCCAAAAUUCGAGGUAUCGGAUCCAGGAUCCUGAUCGAGCAACCACAGCGACAAUCCCGCGCCUGUGAAGCCAAAAGCACCCACCGAUCUAAAGGUGAACUGCAACGAAAAGCUGUCGGAUGAAAUUUUGUUUAUGGACCAGGCAGCGCCGCUGGUUAUUUCUCGGGUGGCUUUUUGCAAGAGUGAAGGUGCAGGGGUGAGUAUAACACGCCCUUCGCUGAACUCCACGUCGCCAUACAUCUGCCAGUUGUUCUGGAGCUCCGACAGAGACUUCACCGAAACGAGAUCAGGAAACGAAAGCUCGGGCACAGCAGACUGAGUCUCCGCAGAGGACACUCCGUGGC